This is a messenger RNA of Anastrepha obliqua, 6096 nucleotides long. RefSeq names its product protein argonaute-2 (gene AGO1). The record is from RefSeq and is a predicted model, not a curated record. NCBI's taxonomy places the organism in Eukaryota, Metazoa, Arthropoda, Insecta, Diptera, Tephritidae. Gene Ontology annotation, molecular function: protein binding; RNA binding. The coding region runs from base 1847 to 4795 and encodes 982 amino acids. The transcript is spliced from 10 exons.
UACAUUCUUCCAGCUCUCGUUCACAACAUCGUCGCAUCGUCGCCGUUUAGUGUUUUGCAUCUGUGUCUGUUUUCGCAGCCAAUUUAUGGCUGCACAGUUUUCAACUCGGCGCAAUUUGUUUUUAACCAUUGGUAAUCAUUGACGCAAAUUCUGGCGGCAGAAUUAAAGAAGGGAGUGCAGAUUGCAAUCAGAUUAGUAAAUUAUUAUAACAAUAACAAGUGGUGCAUUUGUAUGCAAAAGUCUGUAUGUAUAUUGUUUUUGUGAGCACCGCGAAAUGCUCUUAUCAGAAACAGCAUAGCAAACAAAUGACAAAGCGAGUGUACAUAUUGGUAUAGUAUGUAUGUAUGUAAAUGAAAACCGGAGUACUGUAAAACAAUAGCAACCAAUUGUGCGGUCGAGAGUGUGGUCAUUUUUUAUAUUAUUUGUGCAUAUACUUACAUAUGUAUGUAUGCAAGUAUUAGAUUUGGUAGCGGUUACUUAUAUGUGUUGUUUAUUAUUGGUUAAUGGCUUUACAUUUGCAAAGCAGAUUAUUUAUGAAAGUCUAAAUCUGCAACUACUUGGAUUGAUUUGAAUAUAAAUAAGAGGAAAAAGGAGAGGAAUUGGACUGAACGAGAGAGCUUGUGUUUAUAUUGUACAUACUUGUAGAAGCGGCUGCUCAAAAGCGAAAACACCAAUAAAAUAUCCGAAGUGCAAGGCCUCAAAAAGAUAUUUGUAAAUGAGCAUUAAAAGUGAGUGCAAAAGGCACAAAUAAUAUUAAAAAAUACACAUUUACUCCUACAGAUGUUUUAAUAUCACCAUAUAAUAGAAGAUGUAAAUUAUUGGAGAAACUUGAAGUAUCAGCUAAAACAGCAAUACCAGCAAAAGUGAAAAGCCGAGACAGGAGCGAAGAAAGUCAUCCCUCCACUCGUCUUCCUGCCCACCUGGCAUUCAAAACACCCGCAUGCCCUUUAUGCUUAUGUAGUUCGUUAGUCGCAAAGCUGAUUGCUCGGUUCUCGCCCACCCCCUCCCCAGGUUGGAUAGCCGGCUCGGCUACCUCUCUGGUACAUUGCGUUGUAUGUUGUUGGAGCAAAUAAGCAGAAAAAGCAACUGAGUGCAGGAGGGGAGCUGCAAAGUCGUCUUUGCUGUCGCAGCUGCUGCCACCGCCAUUCGCUCUGCUACCAGUGGGAAUAAACGAGAAAUUGCGUUUUAUCGCUUGUGCUGAUGAAAUGUGCUUGUUUUCAGAAAUUUCCAAAACUCGAAAAUUGUCAAAAAGGUGUUUUAACAAUUGGAAUGAAACUAUGAGAAAUUAUGAUAAAAAACGCAGUUACAUAUGUUCAUGUUUUUAAUUAAAAAUCACAAAUUAAAUCUGGAAUGUACCUGUUAUAUACAUAUGUAUAUUGAUAAAGAAAUUUGAGAAAAUGUCGCGCGUCUUUAAUGUACCAUACAUAGUUUAUGUACAUGUUUAAUGUUAUGAAAAUGUUGGCACACUUAAGAAACUUAUGAAAAUGCUUUAAUAAAAACGCAACGCGAAGAUUUAACAAUAAUAGUGAAACAAAUUUGAAAGCGAUUAUUAUAAUCAUCAUAAAGUUACAAUGCCUUCUUCAAAUGAAAGAAAAUAAAAAAAAGUUUGUAAAAUGUUUUGUGAAAAACUCUAAAAUUGUAUCAAACAAAUAAGUGAAUUAACUUUUAACGGUGUAAAUGAAAAACUGACAACAAUUAAACUUCAAAAUUGGCUCCUUGACAUUCUGUGUAGGAUUAUCCCUCAAUCACAGAAGCAAUCGAUAAGGUAAGCUGAGACGAAAAUUAUACGGAUUAACUCUGCUAUUGGAAAAAUAAAGGCCUCAAGCUGACGCCGACACCGACAAAGAUGUCCACGGAGCGUGAGCUUGCUCCAGGAGGACCAGCACAGCUCCAUACACUACCCGUGGCUUACUCGGAUCUCGGCGCUACACUGCAACUGAACACAGCUGUUCGAAUAAUUGGCAAAGUGUAUGAGUCACAGUGGACACCUUCGCCACCGAGGCCUCAAAGCCCUUCUCAAUCGCAAACCAACUACGAUCCACACACAUCACCACCAGCUACCGGUUCAUCAGUGAAUCCCACCGCCGUGACCAGUCCGAGUGCGCAAAAUGUGGCCGUUGGGGGCGCAACUGUGGGGGGCGCUGGCGCUACAGGUCACUCCACACAAGCGGCUGCAGUCGCCUCACCCUUGGGAGCGGCAGCGGCUACUUCGCCUACCACCCAACCUGAACUGCCAGUAUUCACGUGCCCCCGUCGGCCAAAUUUGGGUCGAGAAGGUCGACCGAUUGUUUUGCGCGCCAACCAUUUUCAGGUGUCUAUGCCGCGCGGCUAUGUACAUCACUAUGAUAUCAACAUUCAGCCGGAUAAGUGUCCGCGGAAAGUGAAUCGUGAAAUUAUCGAGACCAUGGUGCAUGCGUAUAGCAAGAUAUUUGGAGUUUUGAAGCCAGUAUUUGACGGGCGCAAUAAUUUGUAUACACGUGACCCGCUUCCCAUAGGCAACGAUCGACUGGAAUUGGAGGUAACACUUCCAGGCGAGGGAAAAGAUCGUAUUUUCCGCGUAACCAUCAAAUGGAUGGCGCAAGUAUCGCUUUUCAAUCUAGAGGAAGCCUUGGAAGGACGCACGCGCCAAAUACCGUACGAUGCAAUACUUGCUUUAGAUGUGGUUAUGCGGCAUUUACCGAGCAUGACAUACACGCCUGUGGGUCGCAGUUUCUUCAGCUCACCCGAUGGUUAUUACCAUCCACUGGGUGGCGGCCGUGAAGUUUGGUUUGGUUUCCAUCAAAGCGUACGUCCCUCGCAAUGGAAAAUGAUGCUAAACAUUGAUGUUUCGGCCACGGCUUUUUAUAAAGCGCAGCCAGUUAUUGAUUUUAUGUGUGAAGUACUUGAUAUCCGAGAUAUUAAUGAGCAAAGGAAACCACUCACCGAUUCGCAGCGUGUAAAAUUCACCAAAGAAAUUAAAGGAUUGAAAAUAGAAAUCACCCACUGUGGAGCUAUGCGUCGCAAAUAUCGUGUCUGCAAUGUAACACGUCGUCCAGCACAAAUGCAAUCAUUUCCACUUCAACUUGAAAAUGGCCAGACUGUGGAGUGUACCGUGGCCAAAUACUUCUUGGAUAAAUACCGCAUGAAACUGCGAUAUCCCCAUUUGCCCUGUCUACAAGUGGGGCAGGAACAUAAGCACACUUACUUGCCUCUAGAAGUAUGUAAUAUAGUCGCCGGUCAACGUUGUAUCAAAAAACUGACUGACAUGCAGACAUCGACGAUGAUUAAAGCUACGGCUCGUUCAGCACCCGAUCGUGAACGUGAAAUCAAUAACUUGGUUAAGCGUGCGGAUUUCAACAACGAUUCUUAUGUUCAAGAAUUCGGUUUAACUAUUUCUAACUCUAUGAUGGAAGUGCGAGGACGUGUGUUACCACCACCCAAACUGCAAUAUGGGGGACGGGUAUCAAGUAUGACCGGCCAACAACUUUUCCCACCCCAGAAUAAGGUCAGUUUGGCUUCCCCAAAUCAAGGUGUCUGGGACAUGCGUGGAAAGCAGUUCUUCACUGGUGUGGAAAUUCGCGUAUGGGCAAUUGCUUGUUUUGCACCUCAAAGAACCGUGCGUGAAGAUGCUUUGCGUAAUUUUACGCAGCAAUUACAAAAAAUUUCGAAUGAUGCCGGCAUGCCCAUAAUUGGACAACCUUGUUUUUGUAAAUACGCGACUGGCCCAGAUCAGGUGGAACCUAUGUUCAGAUAUCUGAAGAAUUCAUUUAACGCACUGCAAUUGGUGGUGGUGGUGCUACCCGGAAAAACACCAGUCUAUGCUGAGGUAAAACGUGUUGGCGACACCGUGUUGGGUAUGGCCACACAAUGCGUACAGGCAAAAAAUGUUAAUAAGACAUCGCCGCAGACCUUGUCGAACCUUUGUCUGAAAAUUAAUGUGAAAUUAGGAGGAAUAAAUUCCAUAUUGGUACCUUCAAUUCGUCCGAAGGUCUUCAACGAACCCGUUAUUUUCUUAGGCGCAGACGUGACUCAUCCUCCAGCCGGUGAUAAUAAGAAGCCCUCUAUUGCAGCGGUUGUUGGCUCAAUGGAUGCUCAUCCGUCACGCUAUGCGGCCACAGUACGAGUACAGCAGCAUCGCCAAGAAAUUAUACAGGAAUUAAGUAGUAUGGUCCGCGAACUAUUGAUUAUGUUUUAUAAAUCUACUGGCGGUUAUAAGCCUCAUCGUAUCAUUUUGUAUCGCGACGGCGUCUCAGAAGGGCAAUUCCCUCACGUAUUGCAACAUGAGUUGACUGCUAUACGUGAGGCAUGUAUCAAACUGGAAGCAGAAUACCGCCCUGGUAUAACAUUUAUUGUUGUACAAAAAAGGCAUCAUACUCGCCUCUUCUGUGCUGAGAAAAAGGAACAGAGUGGAAAAUCUGGAAAUAUACCAGCUGGUACCACAGUCGAUGUUGGUAUUACACAUCCAACCGAGUUUGAUUUCUAUCUAUGUAGCCACCAAGGAAUACAAGGUACAAGUCGGCCUUCACAUUAUCACGUUUUAUGGGAUGACAAUCACUUUGAUUCCGAUGAACUACAGUGCUUAACAUAUCAACUGUGUCACACCUAUGUGAGAUGUACACGCUCCGUGUCGAUACCAGCACCGGCUUACUACGCUCAUCUUGUGGCAUUCAGAGCCAGAUACCAUUUAGUUGAAAAGGAACAUGAUUCAGGCGAAGGAUCUCAUCAAAGCGGUUGCUCAGAAGAUCGCACACCUGGUGCGAUGGCGCGCGCAAUAACGGUACAUGCGGACACAAAGAAAGUCAUGUACUUUGCUUAAAUCCAUUUUACAAACAUUCUUAUGUUAUAUCAUUAACACAAAAGUUUAGAUUUUCCAGCCAGUAAAAUAUUGCUGGAUCUCAUUACGCAUUUCCAAUUCAAUUUGUACUUUCUUCAAAAAUUUUGGUCUGUGUUGUUUGGUACAUUUGAAUCAGAGAUCAUAUUAUAAAGAAUAAGAUCAAUUCUAAGCAACUAAAAAAACCACUAAAACGAAAUGGAGAAUACGGAUAGCGCUCAAAAUACCUAAAUGAAUCCAAUCAACAUUUUACUGGUUUAAGUAUCUAGAAUUGCAUCAAGGCAGUCUUAAGUAAUGUGAAUCUUCAGAAAAAAGGUAAAAAUUAACCAAAAAUGACUUUUAACAUGGAACUCAAGCCAUGCCUAAGCUAUUAAAUUACAUCUUAAAUUGUAAUAAGCUUUUAGUAAGUUUAAGCUUCUUCCAUAUUUGUUAUAUUUGCUACAAAGUAAUUCCUACUAAUUUAUUUUUAAAUCUCCAAUAGAAAAAAGGAUAAGUAUAAAAGUGUUAAAAAAUCAUUUCGGAUUUAUGUGAAAUAUAUUCAUAUUAAUAAUACGAUCCGCAAAUAUGAAAAAUUCAAUUGCCACUUAUGGUAUGCUUACUAUGUACUCGAAUGUGUAGCACAAAUACGAACUGAUUGCUUACAUACCAGGAUUUGAUUUUCGAAUUGUGUUAUACAAUAUUUAUAUAUAUAUUUUCAUAGAUUGAGCAAUGUUUUAAUUUCACUCUUGUUAUCUUAUUUUUUGAAAACGUGCAUCCCCAUAAAAAGAGUACAUUUAUAUCUGAGGGAUAUGCAGAUGUACAUUUUUUAUUAAACACGUAGAAUAUCGCUAAUUGACUCAACUAAGAAUCAACUACAAAAUCAUAUUGCGCUCUACACAAAAUAAACAUGGUGGGAUGGAAAAAAAACUGUACACAAAUGUAUACAUAAAUGUCAGCGUCAUUACUUAAUUUUGUAUUGCCAAACCGCAUAUUUUAUUACUACAAUGAUGAAAACAACGUGAAAUAUGUCAAAUGCUAAUGUUAAAAAUUAGAUUUGGCUUAAGAUAUUCGUACGCGCCUACUUGUGGACUAGUUAAUAUGUAAAGACCCCCCAAUCUGAAGGGAGUAAAUUCUUAAUUUAAUAACUAUUUAAAGUACCAAAUAUAGUUGUCAGACUUUGGUCUAUAUGCCCUAGUAGGUUUGUACUCUCAAGUGCAUCAGUCGCAUUUCUUUUGCUUUCAACUCUGACAGACAUACACACUAUGUACUUCUUAUAAAUAUAUUAAUAAGACAAUAGCGCUGAUGGA